Molecule: messenger RNA, 1543 nt
Organism: Anoplophora glabripennis (Asian longhorned beetle)
Lineage: Eukaryota; Metazoa; Arthropoda; Insecta; Coleoptera; Cerambycidae
Product: protein SHQ1 homolog
Exons: 1
Coding region: 114-1502 (462 amino acids)
Biological process (GO): box H/ACA snoRNP assembly
Cellular component (GO): nucleoplasm; cytoplasm
Source: RefSeq, a predicted model, not a curated record
ACUUUGGCAACCCUGGAGAUGAUUUAAAUGUAUAACCUAACUUUAUUGUUUUGAGAAUGGAAGAGUUGUAUCAGUUGUAGUUGUAUUAGUUUUAUAUAAUAUAUUUUACCAAGAUGCUUAUACCACGCUUCGCUUUGUCUCAAGAUUCAAAAACUCUGACCAUUACACUAUUAGCUCAUCACUGUAAACUGGGAGAAUUAGAUGUUGAAGUAAACGAGAACUGCUUUUUGUUUUCCUGUUGGCCGUAUUACUUACGGUUAACAUUACCAGGAAAUAUAAUAGACGAUGAGAAAACAAAGGCUGCUUACGACACAGAUACAGGAGAGUUUACUUUCUGUUACACCAAAGCAAUCGAGGGAGAAAUUUUUGAGGACUUAGAUUUUAUAACAAAGUUCUUAGUAAAAAAAGUAGAUGUGUCUUAUGGAUUUGAAGCUGAUGAUAAAAAAAUAACGAUGUUAUCUGGUGAUGGUGUUGAAGAAGAAGGAGUAGCUUGUACUGAUUUAUCGCACAUCUUAAAUUCUGGUUUUGGCUUUGCUUUAUUAGGAGGUACUCAUUUCAAAAGUUUACAUACUGAAUAUUUUGACGUAUUUGAGGUAGAUCCAUUUAAAGUUAAUUUACAAGAUAGGCAUAUACUUAGAAUGAAAAACGAAGGUUUAAAAUUCAACGUGGAUCAUUAUCUCUGUGAUUUACUUGAACCUGAUGAAAUUGAGGAAAUAAUAAAACAGGUAGCACCAUGGGAAAAUUUGGAGACAUCCACUUUGAUUUUUACCAAUAAAGAAUUAGAUUUCCUAAAAGAUUUGCCGAACAAAGUGUACAACCUGAGCAGUAUCCAAAUAAAUUUUUUGCAUAACACCUUGAUUGAUAUUCUUUAUGCCUACUGCUAUAAUCAACGUACAACAUACUACGAAGAAAAUUCUGAAGCAGGCUGGAAUGUAGUUAAAUUGAGUGCUUCCCUCUCUUGGCUUGACGUGUUUGAAACUCCUAGAGAAACGCUCGUCUCUUCAUUCCGUAGAAGUUUGAUAUAUCCUUUGUAUCGAAAUUUCAAUUUAAGUGAAAAAAUACUUGUCGAUAUGAAAAAAUUGUUAAGCUUAGGUGAAAAAUUUAUUAUCAAAUGCCUUAUUGAGAUAUACUACAUAUUUUUAAAUGGUGACUGCUGUAGAUAUAUUUUGAAUAAGCUCUUUAUAAAAGAUUAUAUCAACUACGUUAUGAAAUGGGAUAAAAAUAAGUGGCAAGAAUACCUUCAAGAUGUUUUCAGUAUAGAUAUUAAAAAGGCUGAUUUAGGCUUGAAUUUACUCGAUUUAGAACAACAUAUGCUAUUAGAGCAACCAAUGGCGAAAUUAGAAAUUAGAGACGAUGAUAGCGACGAUUCAUCGGAGACAGAUGAGACAUCUGAAACAGAUACAUCUGACACAGACGAUAUAUCUGAUGAUGAAGGUUUAGAUGAUUCAUCUCGUAAGGCCAAUGAAUUAAAUGUAGGAAACAAACUUCAUGCAGAUGUUUAACUUAAAGAACAAUUUUUAGUUAUUUUUUUUUUUUAAAUGGA